CUCUCCGUGCUCUACGAUGAACGGACGUGUAGGCCACGGCUGGCCCGACGAAACACCUAUCUAAACUCGACUCACCUGGGUUGGUUGAUCCGAGAAUGUUACUCACCGUUGAUGGGGAAUUGCCUGGUUCCUGAAGCUCCUUCGAUAAACGAACCAUGUGUAACUUGAUGGCUACUUAUCUGCGCUACUUAUACCCGAACGGACCUCGUCCCUCUUUCUUCCUCGGUCACUCAUGGCACCAGUUGUCGACAACGAAAAAGGCUACGCAGGGAGCAGCGACGAAGGACAUGAAGCUCCAAAGGUCUACCAGCAGCUAACGGGCCUCAAGGGACUCUACUAUAACCCCAUCACCCAGGUCGCGAUGCUGGGAUUUGUUUGCUUCAUGGGACCAGGAUUGUUCAACGCUCUAAACGGACUGGGUGCUGGUGGUCAAGUCGAUUCCAAGACCAAUUCUAAUGCAAAUACUGCUCUGUAUUCAACUUUUGCUGCCAUGGGAUUCUUCGCUGGAUCAGUCAAUAACAUGCUCGGACCAAGACUCACACUUCUGAUUGGCAGCAUGGGUUACAGCCUGUACAUCGGGUCUUAUCUAGCCAUAAACAUUCACUCCAACGCUGGUGGUUUUGUCGUUGCCGCAGGUGCUAUCCUUGGGAUGUGUGCAGGUCUUUUAUGGACCGCACAGGGCUCACUGAUGAUGGCAUACCCUACCGAAACGCAAAAAGGAAGAUUCAUCGGGAUUUUCUGGUCUAUUUUCAACCUCGGUGGUGUCGUUGGAGCGUCUGUUGCUGCUGGGAGAAACUGGAAAUCAACAGCUAAUGCUGUUGAUAAUGGAACCUACAUUGGAUUUCUUGUCCUUACACUCAUCGGUGUUACGAUUCCGAUGCUAAUGGCGAACCCAGACAAGAUGAUUCGUUCUGAUGGAACAAAGGUUACGACGCCCCGACAUCCCUCUUGGAAAACCGAAAUUAUGGGUCUAUUCGUGACGCUGAAGACUGAUCCAAUGAUCGUCCUUCUCUUCCCUAUGUUCUUUGCUUCCAAUUGGUUCUACACGUGGCAAUUCAGCGGCUUCAACGGUGCCAUCUUCAACAUCCGUGCUCGAGGCCUGAACAAUGUCUGCUACUGGAUCUCCCAAAUCAUCGGGUCUGUCCUCAUCGGUCUUCUCCUCGACAGAAAAUCCAUCAGUCGUCGCAUCCGAGCCUACACAGGCUGGACCGUCCUCUUCCUAAUGGUGUUCGUCGUCCACAUCUGGGGAUACUUCUACCAAAAGCAGUACACACGCGAGAGCGUCGCACCAGAGACGGAGAAAAUGGAUAUUUACGACUACGGAUACGCUGGGAGGGUGUGGUUCUACAUCUUCUGUGGGAUACUGGAUGCGAUGUGGCAGACGACGGCGUACUGGCUUAUGGGAGCGAUGUCGAAUGAUCCGUCGAAGUUGGCAUUUUUUGCUGGGUUCUACAAGUCGAUCCAGUCGGCUGGUGCUGCUGGGAUAUGGCGUGCUGACGCUGUCAAGAUUCCGUACAUGAAUAUGUUCAUUUCGGAAUGGGCUCUCCUUGUUGGAGGUCUUGUGUUUGCGUUGCCUAUGGUUAUCAUACGUAUCAAGAAUCAUACCGAUCUAGACGACGAGACCAUCACCCGGAUGGAUGAUAAAGGACAUAUACGUCCAACUGAGGAUGUCGCUGCGGAGAUAAAAGUUACCCAGGGGUCUUCAUGAUUUUUAUGUUGGUGAUCAAGGACACUUCAUGACUGAUGACUUUAUUCUAGUAUACUUGUAAAUAAACACGUUUUCCAUCUUCGUACUUGCCAUCGUGACAUGUGCUGAGUGAAAGGUUCGGCCAUGUCUCGAGAAUUCACCUGGUGGAUAUAGUUUGAGUUCUGUCGCCAACGGAAUAGACAACAGCAGGUGGCAGAAGUCCCGUGCUCCCGAUUAGGCAGCUCAUUGGUUGAAUUCAAUUGGCGCGCUUCUUCAGUACUUCAGCUUGUUCACGCUUCGGUCACUAGCCUGGGACUUGUAAUUUCUUUCGGCUCGUUUUUACGCUCCACCUACUGGGCUUUCCAGGAAGUAGCCAAGACGCUAUGCGGAUACUUAUCGUCAGAACAUGUCACGACCAAAGUACAGAACUGGGAUCUUGUCUUGAGC
Messenger RNA from Desarmillaria tabescens, 2134 nucleotides. RefSeq names its product MFS general substrate transporter. The transcript has 10 exons. The coding region runs from base 233 to 1708 and encodes 491 amino acids. The record is from RefSeq and is a predicted model, not a curated record. NCBI's taxonomy places the organism in Eukaryota, Fungi, Basidiomycota, Agaricomycetes, Agaricales, Physalacriaceae.